GCAUUAAUGAACUUAAAGCUCACAUAUAACAAGCCGUUCAAACGUUCCGUCUGGUUUCUUGAACGUACUUUACCAUGGAUUUGAACAGUGAAACGAACGAUUCAGUGAGCGUAGGGAAUAUUGGGAACGAGAUUACACAGGUGAUACAACUUUCUCUGUAUGUAAUGGUCUCCUUUGUAGGCUCACUGGGAAAUCUUCUUGUGUGCAUAGCAAUAUAUUUACAGAAAAAACGAAAGCCAAAUGAAUUUUUCAUUCUUAAUUUGGCACUUACGGACCUUGGUGCAAGUAUAUUUAGCAUCCCCCUGGACUUAACCGAACUCUUGAGCGGGAAAUUCCUGCUUGGCUCCACGAUGUGUCAUGUUGUGUACCCAAUCCAAACAGUGCUGAUGGGCACCUCAGUUCUAACUCUACUGUGUUUGAGCACAGAAAGACACAGGGCCAUUGUCUCACCUUUAAAGCCUAAAAUUCAAGCAAAGACAGCUUUUGUGAUGAUAACGGCAACAUGGCUGGUCUCUGUGGCUGCCGUGGCGCCAUACGCUAGCAUACUACGCCUCGAAGGAGAACAAUGUCUGGAAAAAUGGCCGCGCGACAUUUAUGUCAAAACCUUUACGAUGAGCGUGUUUUUGUUGCUUUACUUUGUUCCUCUUUUGGCCAUAACGGGGAACUACGUACUUGUCAUGCAAAAGCUUAACUGUGAAAUGACAAGGCUAAAGCAUCUAUUCAGUGGACGCAACCACAGCUUAUGCAAACACGUCCAAAAGCGCGCUGACCAAAAUAUUAGAGUUGUGAAAGUGUUUGUUACGGCAGUUGUGGUUUUCGCUAUCUGUCUACUACCAAAUCAUGUACUAUGGCUAUGGCACGACUUUGGUGAUGGAAAAAACUUCAAGUACUUCAAUGAAGUUGUAGUUUUUUGCCAUAUCAUGGUGUAUAUAAACAGUGCUAUCAACCCAUUUAUUUUUGGAAAGUUACGACUCAACCAUUGCUGCAACGGUUCAGACAAGAAACGUAAACGUAGUGAAUCGUCACUAAUCUCCCGCUUGUCUUCAAAAGCUCCGAAAUUUUACCUAAGAGUUCGAGAAAUGUCCGACGUAAUGUCUCGUCCGAGUUUUAUUAAACGAGUGCAACAGCAAUGGCAGGUGGAGGAGGGAGAAGCAGUUGUAUAGUGGGGGCGUAAGAAAUUAGUGCGGUUUGUCAGCGGGUAAAAUUGCAAGUAACUGGAUUGGCUAACGUUUGCGGAUACGUCACCUAGUGAUUAAAGGUAUUCCAUUAUGAAACUACACUUCUGGACAUUGAUAAAGCAAACUAUGGCUGAUUCCUAAUAAAACGACAAGCCAAAGUUUCUCUCGGAAAAGAUAAAAACUUGUUUGUUUUGACUUUUUCACAAGUCUUUGGCAUUCUACGUUCUUCAACGACUUUAGUAGCUACUUUGGAUCACUUUGUCCGCUCACUACGUUUAUUUACGGCAUCUGGUUUAAGAGAGAAACCAGUCACUUUUUUGAAAACUUUAAAUAGGAUUUACGGCAUAGAACGAAUGACAAAAGGUCAAAACGAAAGAAAUAUGUCGAAGGAAACGAAAGCCACGUGAGGUUCAAAGGUGACUGUCAAUUGCCCGUCCAAAAUAACUGCAUAUCCAAGGAAGACCUCAUGGUGGACACGAGAUACCUCAAGCUCUGCACCUGCUACAUGCUUUUGUUUCAUGUUCUGCAUGAUUGGGUCAGUACGUUAUUUCCGUUUGAUUUCAUUGACCAGGGUAAUAAAUUAGAUGUUAGUCUUGUAAAUAGUCAUUGUGAAACCAUUCUAUGUAUGUAACACACCAGUCUAGCCCCUGUUACACCAGACCGUGUUAUAUAAUGAGACACGACAUGACGUGCAUAAAGAAGUAGU
Orbicella faveolata is the source of this 1884-nucleotide messenger RNA. Its product is annotated as neuropeptide FF receptor 2-like. Gene Ontology annotation, cellular component: plasma membrane. Gene Ontology annotation, biological process: G protein-coupled receptor signaling pathway. Gene Ontology annotation, molecular function: G protein-coupled receptor activity. The record is from RefSeq and is a predicted model, not a curated record. Lineage: Eukaryota; Metazoa; Cnidaria; Anthozoa; Scleractinia; Merulinidae.